Prunus dulcis (almond) is the source of this 4804-nucleotide messenger RNA. RefSeq names its product protein STICHEL. Gene Ontology annotation, cellular component: DNA polymerase III complex; DNA replication factor C complex; nucleus. Gene Ontology annotation, biological process: DNA-templated DNA replication; DNA repair. NCBI's taxonomy places the organism in Eukaryota, Viridiplantae, Streptophyta, Magnoliopsida, Rosales, Rosaceae. Gene Ontology annotation, molecular function: DNA-directed DNA polymerase activity; DNA clamp loader activity; ATP binding. The transcript has 6 exons. The record is from RefSeq and is a predicted model, not a curated record. Bases 620 to 4447 code for a protein of 1275 amino acids.
CUCUCUCUCACGGUUCACAGUGUCACUUGUGACACAGAUUUUUCAAUUUUUUUUUGGUUUAGAGAUUCAAGAUUUCAUUUGGGGCGCCAACUAAACCCUAAGCAAAGCAACAAAAACACAAAAACCACAAAAACAGAGUAACUCUCUGUGUUGGGAGAGGAGAGAGAGUCAAAAGAAGAGAGGGAGGGAGAGAGCAGCAGGGGUAGCUGAAGAGCAGAAGAGCUAAUUAUUAAAUCCUUAUAUUAUGAUUGACAUUGAGGAUUGAGGUGUCAAUCAAUUGGUGCAAGUGUUGAAUGAAAUCUGUCAGAUCUGGACAAUCCAUCCCUUAAAGGCUCAAGGUCUCGUGCCUCUUAUAUUCCUUCAUUCUGAUUCAGGCAUUUUGGAUAUGUAUAUACAUAUAUAGCAUCCAAAACAAAAUCUCUCCUUUCUGUUUGAUCAGUCAUCAAAUGAUGAAGCUUUGUAUUAAAGUAAAGAUUGGGUUUGUGGGUUUCUUCUUGCUUCUGAAUGAAAAUCGAAAUGCUUUGAGUUUUUCAACUUCAAAUUGAAGCCCUUUACUUGAAUUUGAAUUUGAGUUGCCAUUCUUUUUCAUACAUGAUCCAUCUAUAUAUAUGUUGUAUAUAUGAAAAUGUCAUCAUCAGCAGCAGCAGCAAUGGGUGUCUCUGAUCCAAGCCAACUGCACUUGAAGAAGGAGCUCACUCAGAUUCGAAAAGCCGCCCGCGUUCUUCGCGAUCCCGGUACCACGUCUUCUUGGCGGUCUCCUCUGGCCUCCUCCUCUAGAUCUGUGGGAGCAGCUGCAGCAGCAGCAGCAGCAGCCGCCUCUGCUACGACUUCUUCCACUUGGAACAACAAUGGAAACUCGACUACUCCCACUGGAAAUAGAAACAAUGGCAGCGUCAAAAGGGUCUUCUUGCACAACUGGAAGAGCUCCAAAUCCUCCAGAAACAACGACAAUGACGAUGAUGAUUACGGGGAUGGUGAUUAUGAUGAUUAUGAUGAUGAUGAUGAUGAUGAUGGCAUUGAUGCUUCUUCUUCAGUUGCAGCGUUGAGUGUUGAUGAUAGCUUGAGCGAUGCGCGUACCGGGGCAGAUGGAGAUUCAAGGAGUGACACUCAAACUUACAGCCGCUCCUCAUCCAUGAUGCUCAGGCGUAGAUAUGCGCAUCUUUUGCCACCCGUGAAAAAUACUAAGAAAACAAGUAAGAAAACCGAUACCCACUCUGAUGUUUUAUCCAAAUAUCAGCAGAAAGAAUUAAUUCUUGGUAGAAACUUAGUCAGUUCCAGAAAAUCCGUGGAGGGUCAUCCUUCAAUGGCUGUAAGAUCAGGCCGGACCCGGGAUGACUUGGUCGACCAAUCUGAUGACACUGAAGACUACUGCAAUUCAGAGGAUCUGAGGCGAAUUUCUGGGGCUUCACCAUUGCUUUCCAAACUUAAGAAGAAGAAUUGGUCUAAGUUUAGGAGAGAGAAUAGUAUUCGAAGAGAGGACUCUUCAUAUUCUUAUAGCACCCCUGCAUUGUCAACUAGUUCUUAUAACAGGUAUCAUGUUCGUAAUCCAAGCACUGUUGGGUCUUGGGAUGGCACCACAACUUCCAUGAAUGAUGGGGAUGAUGAGGUUGAUGACCAUUUGGAAUUUCCCGGUCGCCAGGGAUGUGGGAUUCCUUGUUAUUGGUCCAAAAGGACACCGAAACACAAAAGCAUGUAUGGAAGCUGCUGCUCCCCUUCGCUUUCUGAUACUUUGAGGAGGAAAGGAAGUAUCAUAUUUUGUGGAAGUCAAAAUAUUUAUCCUAGACGACGUCAAUCAUCAUCAGGUUCACAUAAGCAGAGAAUUGCAUCUAGAAGUGCUCAGGGUGUCCUCCCAUUGCUUACCAAUAGUGGUGAGGGUAGGGGAGGAUCAUCCUUAGGAACUGGAAGGAGUGAUGACGAGCUUUCUACAAACUUCGGGGAACUUGAUUUGGAGGCUCUGAGUCGAUUAGAUGGACGGAGGUGGUCAUCAAGCUGCCGAAGUCAAGAAGGGUUGGAGAUUGUAACUUUAAAUGGAGGAGGAGAAGAGGAAGGCUCACCAGAAAACAUUAGGAGUUUUAGCCAGAAGUACAAGCCAAUGUUCUUCGGUGAGUUGGUUGGGCAAAAUAUUGUUGUUCAAUCACUGAUAAAUGCUAUUGAAAGGGGUCGGAUUGCCCCUGUUUAUCUUUUCCAGGGCCCCCGUGGAACUGGGAAAACAUCAGCAGCCAGGAUUUUUACUGCUUCCUUGAAUUGCCUAGCUCCUGAUGAAACUAAGCCAUGCGGCUACUGCAGGGAGUGCUCUGAUUUUGUGUCUGGUAAGAACAAGGAUCUAUUGGAAGUUGACGGCACCAAUAAGAAAGGAAUUGACAAAGUUAGGUACCUAUUGAAAACUCUAUCAAUGGCACCUCCUUCAGCAUCCUCACGGUACAAGGUCUUUGUGAUUGAUGAAUGCCACUUGUUACCUUCUAAGACGUGGCUGGCAUUUCUCAAAUAUCUGGAAGAACCGCCACAAAGAGUUGUUUUCAUAUUUAUAACAACUGAUUUGGACAAUGUUCCCCGCACCAUACAAUCUCGGUGUCAGAAAUACCUCUUUAACAAAAUUAAAGAUAGUGACAUUGUUGCUAGAUUGAGGAAAAUAUCUGCUGAAGAGAACCUGGAUGUUGAAACGGAUGCACUAGAAUUGAUUGCUUUGAAUGCAGAUGGUUCACUUCGAGAUGCUGAAACUAUGUUGGAUCAGUUGAGUUUGCUGGGCAAAAGAAUUUCAACAUCUCUCGUGAAUGAACUUGUGGGAGUUGUUUCUGAUGAAAAGUUACUGGAGCUUUUGGAAUUAGCAAUGUCAUCAGACACUGCAGAAACAGUGAAAAGGGCCAGAGAGUUGAUGGACUCCGGGGUUGAUCCCAUGGUUUUGAUGUCUCAGUUGGCCAGCCUAAUUAUGGACAUCAUUGCUGGAACCUACAAUAUCAAUGAUGUCAAGCAUGAUUCAUUCUUUGGUGACCGGAAUUUGACUGAAGCAGAAUUGGAGAGAUUAAAACAUGCUUUGAAGAUUCUUUCGGAGGCUGAGAAACAGCUUAGGGUUUCAAGUGAGCGCUCAACAUGGUUUACAGCAACCCUAUUACAGCUUGGUUCAAUGCCUUCUCCUGACCUUACUCACUCGUGCAGCAGGAGGCACAGUUGUAAGACGACUGAGGAUGAUUCAUCCAGUGCUUCAAGAGAAGCUGCCUCCUACAAACAGUUAGAAGGUCAAUAUAUGCUUCAUAAAUCAACUUCCCAUGCUUCUUUACAAAAAACACUAAAUGGCAAUUCCAACCAUCAGAGAGAUUCAUUGUCAAGAAAAAAUGGUUUCGGUUUCAAUACCAAGCCUUCACAUGGACAAAUCGUGGAAAGUGGGGCCUCAACUCCCUUGCAUGAUGAGGAUAUGGCUGGUAAUGUGAUUCUUAGAUGUGUAAACUCUGAAAAGUUGGAGGAUGUCUGGGCACAGUGUAUUGAGAGAUGUCAUUCAAAGACACUGAGGCAGCUACUACAUUCGCACGGAAAGCUAGUGUCUAUAUCUGAAGCUGAAGGUGUUCUGGUUGCUUAUGUUGCAUUUGAAGAUGGAAGUAUCAAAUCCAGAGCAGAAAGGUUUGUUAGCAGUAUCACAAAUUCCAUGGAAGUGGUUCUCAGACGCAAUGUAGAGGUUAGAAUUGUUCACUUGCCUGGUGGAGAGGCUUUUCUAAAUGGUCCAAGUCCAGCUCACUUACCAGGAACCGUGGCAGCAAUUGAUAGGGAAAGGAAAAGAGUUGGAUCAAAUGCCACAGACGGUUAUUCAAAUUGCUCUUUGUUUCUUGAUGGGACCCGCAAGUCUACCUCUGAUUCAUCCGACGUGAUUGCAGAAGGCAAUGCCGAAACAAGUGCUACAAGAGAAAGGAGACAGGAGAUUCCAAUGCAAAGAAUAGAGUCCAUAAUUCGUGACCAAAGGUUAGAGACUGCGUGGCUACAGGUUGCAGAGAAAGGCACCCCUGGUUCAUUGAGUCGUUUGAAACCUGAGAAGAAUCAGGUCCUGCCACAGGAUGGCAUUUAUUAUGAAGAUCAGAUGGAGUCGUUGAAUUCAAUGAGGUUGUCCUCUCAGCAAUGGGAAGAUGGAUUAAACCAUGAAGUUAAAAUUUUGAAGGUUAAUAGUGGAAGGGAUGCCCAGAAGGACCAGACGGGAAGAAAGGUUGAUCGUUAUCCUAUGUCCCCAAGUUUACUACAUGAUAGUAACUUUGUGGGAAAUUCCAACAAAGAUAAUCUGGGUGAUGAAUCAGGAUCAGGUAGAGGUUGUAGUGGAUUUUUUCAUUGUUAUAACACCAAACCUCGUAAAAGAGGAAAGGUAAAAGGGACCGCAGUCGCUGUUCAACCACGCAAAGGUAGACGGUUGUCAUUGUUUGGGGAGUGUGGGAAGAAGUCAAGGAAAACAGAGAGCAGACAUACAAGAUAAAAGGGAGAUUUGUAGUUUGGGGUGUUGGCUAUGCUGUUCAUUUGGUUACAUAUUUUACUGUAUUUAUGUCUCCAGUUGAGCCAUUCUUCGAGGAUGUGAGUGAGAAGUAAAACAGGUGAUGUAAAGGUUUGCUGUUGAGCUGCAUUUCUCCAUCUCCAUCCAAUUUUCAUGUGAUCAAUAAAAGUAAAAGUGGUAAAACCUUGAAUUAAUUGGUUUCAUGUUGGACCCUUUCUUAAUUGAUUUUCUGGCCUUGAUGGGCUCAGUUGGCUGUACCGACUUGAAACUCUCUCUCAUAGGACAACUUGCUUAAUUGGUCAAGUAUUUUGAAUGGUAUUGUGCCAAAUGUUUGGAAUUAAA